CGGCUCUUUGCCCCCCUACCUCGCGCACAAAUACAAAUUCAUCUCCACUCACGUCGUCCUUGCUUUUUAUUGUCUAAACCUCCGUAUGAAUAUCUCACCCAUGUGAAACGGAAUCACGCUUUGCGGGAUAGCCUACCAGAUGGUAUUUUCAUAGAAUUUUUGAAUUCAUCCAUUCAAUGCUUCUAGACUGCGAUUUAGGCUACGAAGCAUAGGCUUUUUAUAUAGCCUAUCUACCAUUUGAAUACAAUGGGGAUUCGGAAUUUUACCCUCUACUUUGUUGGCACUGCCUGCUUGUUAAACGUCUCCCUGCAAGGGGAGCAUCAGCGGAGAUUGUACAGAGACCUGAUGACAAAUUACAACCCGCUGGAGAGGCCCGUGUUCAAUGACUCCCAUUCCCUUACCGUCAACUUCAGUUUCAGCCUAAUGCAGAUUAUGGAUGUGGAUGAGAAGAACCAGGUUUUAACAACCAACAUAUGGUUGCAGUUGUACUGGAAUGACUACUACCUUCAAUGGAACACCUCAGACUAUCCUGGUGUGACAAAUGUGAGGUUUCCUGAUAGCCAAAUAUGGAAGCCAGAUAUUUUACUGUAUAACAGUGCUGAUGAGAGGUUUGAUGCUACUUUCCACACCAAUGUGCUGGUCAACUCCUCCGGGUACUGCCAGUAUCUGCCACCAGGCAUCUUCAAGAGUACCUGCUACAUUGAUGUCCGCUGGUUUCCAUUUGACAUCCAGAGGUGUGACCUCAAGUUUGGCUCAUGGACCUAUGGAGGCUGGUCCCUGGACCUGCAGAUGAUUGAGGCCGAUACCACUGGGUAUAUUGCCAAUGGAGAGUGGGACCUUGUAGAGGUCCCCGGACACAGGAACGAGAGGUUCUACGACUGCUGCAAGGAGCCGUACCCGGACGUGACCUUCACGGUGGUGAUGAGGAGGCGCACUCUGUACUACGGACUGAAUCUGCUCAUCCCCUGCGUGCUGAUCUCCACCCUGGCCCUGCUGGUCUUCCUCCUGCCUGCAGAUUCUGGGGAGAAGAUCUCCCUGGGAAUCACGGUUCUACUCUCCCUGACUGUCUUCAUGCUCCUGGUGGCAGAGAUUAUGCCAGCAACAUCAGACUCCGUGCCACUAAUCGCUCAGUACUUUGCCACCACCAUGGUCAUCGUGGGUCUCUCUGUGAUUGCAACAGUCCUGGUUUUGCAGUACCACCACCACGAUCCUGACGGGGGCAAAAUGCCAAAAUGGACGCGCAUCAUUUUGCUGAACUGGUGCGCCUGGUUCCUUCGGAUGAAGCGUCCGGGGGAGGAGAGGGUUCGGCUGGCCUGCCAUAACAAGCAGCCGCGGGGCAGCUUGUCCAGCGUGGAGCUCAACGCCGGCACGGCACCCCCGCAGUCCACCAACGGCAACAUGCUCUACAUCGGCUUCAGAGGGAUGGAGAGCAUGCACUACACAACCACGCCCGAUUCCGGCGUCAUCUGCAGCCGGCUGGUGGCCACGGGCGAGGAGGAGAUGCUGCUGCCCGGCGCAUCGGCGCCCCCUGCUGGUGGGGGCAGGGACCCCGAGUUAGCCAAGAUCCUGGAGGAGGUGCGCUACAUCGCCAAGCGCUUCCACGACCAGGACGAGGACGAGUCCGUCUGCAACGAGUGGAAGUUUGCUGCCUCCGUCAUCGACAGGCUCUGCCUCAUGGCCUUCUCCCUCUUCACCAUCCUCUGCACCAUCGGCAUCCUCAUGUCCGCCCCCAACUUUGUGGAGGCCAUCUCCAAGGACUUUACUUGAGCCCCUCCCCCUGGCAAUUUCCAUAACCUCCCCAUCCCCCUCACAAAAGAAACACACACACUCUGUCCCUCCACAUUUCCCAGGCCAUUUUUCAAGUGCACUCAUGUAUAUUAAUUGCUUAGAAGUAAUUUGUUCAGGGUACUUAAGAUGUUUCUCCCAGUCUGUAGCAGUGUAAGUGUCUUCAUGUGAUGUGAUUGGUGGAUUUUUUGUGUGUCCCAGGUUAGGUAUCAAUCAUGGCACUGUUUAUACAUAUAAUCCAAGUGUGUAGCACCACGUAAUUACUGUAGUUUACUGUAUUUAUUUAUUUUGUUUUCCAAAGGACUUUACAAGUGUCCUGUGAUUUAAUUGAUCUUUUUGAGUUUCAUUAAGGAUGAGGUCUUAUAUCACAUAAACUGAGCAGAAUUUGGUAUUGAACAAUAAAGACAAAAAAGAUUUUAAUUAAGAAAUAUGUUUGAAUCAUUUAUCUGUUAAAAUAUUGGACUCCAGAAUUAAUUCAUUUUCAAAUUCUGUUAUGAAUGGUCCUGCAGAAUGCAAACAAUCAGCUCAUUAUAAACAGCAUUAAAAGCACUGUUAAACAGAGGUGCUCUAACAGCUGUCUAUUUGGACAAAUUCUGAUAAAUAUAAGCCACGUGUGCAUGAAACUAGCUUAUUUAAAACUUACACCUACAACCACUGUUCUUGCUGCGACUAAAGAUUAUCUGCGCUAACCGGAUGGUCAGCUCUGUACUCUUAACACUGAAAGAUUUCUCUCUGCUUGUUCUGAAGCUGAACAUUCCAGUUUGCUGCCUCAUUAUGAAUCAAGGGCCAUGACCAAGGACAGUGGUGGCAGUGUAUGUUCUGUCUUUGGACACAGGGGCACACCCCUUCAUGAAUAUUCAUAAACCCUAAUAUCGACCUGAACUCUCCCAUUACCAGUCAGAACCUUCUAGAAUAUGUAAAUAAAGUGGAUGAAAAGAAUGCAGGAGCUGGCCAAUCUUGUUACUGUACAGAAUCUGUUACCACGUUGUGUAGCCUAUUCACAUAGAAUAGGUUGGGGCAUAGAGAAGAGUUAACACCACGGACAGCAGAACUGACCCUUGCAACACCAGAGUCCAGAACCAGCAAUACACAAAACUACAUGUGCACAUACACGCACAGAGUGCAGAACUCAGAGCGCCUACCGAGUUCCCCCUACACAGGACCACACACACAUGUACAGAAGCCUGACACUACUGAGCUCACCCUACCUAAUUCUACACAGAAAGGCACAAGCAGACACAUACACACACAAACACAAACACGCACAUACUAGAAAAAAGGUCAUGUUAUGUACCCGUGAAUUUCAGCCUCCUCACCCUUGUGUAAAAUAAAUAUAGAAGUCUGAUAUAUUCUUGGUGUGUUUUGUGAAAUACAAAGUUUUGUGAACGCCUACGAAUAAAUGUAUUUUUUUAGAUGUCAUGUAACUAAGGAAACCAAAGUUUUAUUUACAGUUCCUUACUUUGACAUAAAGUCGCAUUGUGCAGAGAAUGUAUCAUUGUUUUCAACUGAAAGCGAUAUUCUAUAAUGUUUAUGUGGUUACAAAUCCUUAAGUGGUGUUUGCACGUUUAUGUGUGUCUUUGUGACACACAUACACACACGCACACAGUAUCCCAUUAUGCAUAAGUACGUCUGGAGAUGACAGUCCUAGUUUAAUGCUUGAAGUGAAAAAAGACAGACAUCAGGACAUGUAAACAGGGAAAUGUGGUAAGUACAUUGCUUUGCUAUUGUAAUUGGAUUGUUACCCAAUUAGCAGAUUAUAUGCAUUCAAGUCAAUACUGGGCAGCAAAAUAUCUAAAUGUAUAUGUGAUUUAUUGCUUAGAAAUAUAUCUCUGGUCUCUUAAGUAAUUUUAAAAUACAAAUAUAAACAAAAGGGGCCUGUGGUAAAUGACUGUUAAAUGAACUAUAAAUGGGGAAAAAACAAACCUUCUCCAACAAGGACAGGAGAUUAAAAUAAUGGUUAGUUCUAGUCUUAACGGAAAUCUCUCGGCAAGGAAUCAAUUUAAGUAAUUUAGUGAAGUCUGAAAACGUAUUGGAAAUGAGAUUAACGUUUGGAGAAGAAUUCACAAUGAGCAGAUGUGCCACUACAUGUGAAAGAGGUGCAGGUGUUUUGUUUACGCUUUAUUAGCUACGUAAAACGGCGAUGGUGGAACGGUCGAAGAUCAAUACGAGAUGCCUGAACAAGAUUCAUAUGAGUGGGGCAACGAUCCAGGUAUCACGUUUCCAGAGUGACCCCGCUGUGACCUCCGUAACGUACCGCUUUCAUUACACGUCACUUUCAUCACCCAAGUGGAAUUAUCAGUGCAUUGACUGGAAUCUGACAGCGUGGUGGGUGGUGAAAGCUUGGCUAGGUGCUGUGUAAUAUUGUGACUUUGUACCUUAAGUAGACAACAACAUUGCAUCUAUAUUUAUCAGAGUAUAGUGACAGUCCGCAGUACGGAUUCGAUCUUUACCUUGUCUGGAAAGGUAGUAAGUAGAUCUAUAAUCAGCGAGAGACCGAUUGAGACAAAAGAAGAGUAGGCUAUUAGCAUCCCAUGUAUCCUCUCUAUGAUUCCGGCGAUAUGGAUCAGGACAGUCGUGUACCUGGCGCCUGUCACCCUCGCUCUGCCCUGCUCUUGGCUCUUCCCUGUGAGAGACUGGCUGAGUUUGAAGACGCCAGGCUGCCAGGGCCCUGGAGCAGCGCAUAGAAGAGGAGCCCUUCCAGCCAUUUGAAACCAGCCUGAGAGAGAGAGAAAAGCUUUUGUUUUCCAUGGACACAAAGGGACUUUCCUAGGAACACGUUCAACAAUUUGCUGAAGUUCGACCUUCCUGAAUUAUUGAUGACAGCUGAUGUGUGAAGCUACAGCAAUCAGUGUUGCCUUCACACAACAGAAAAAGAACUUGCCACACCAUGCUACAUCUCAUUUAGGCGUAGUGCCGCCAUCUUUCUUUGCUAAAUAAACACUCAAGGCCGUAUAGGUUGCCCUAGUCCUUCAGCCGCAGUUUUGGAGGAUAGAGGUGCAUUGUGGCUGUUUGAAUGCGAAUGCAGAGAAUUAGUAUGACCUCUGUGCUCCACAAUGACAAUCAACACUCGGGUGGGAAGACGUCCGCAGGCCUCCCUGUGCUCCGCCCACAGUCGCCUCCCAGGUGUGUUCCCCUCCCCCCCCCCACCUGCUGUGACUCUCUGAAUGGAGAGGAAUGCAAAUGUGUACACCUAAUGCCUCACGCACCAAGGGGCCGUUUCAGCUGGGGCCUGUCUGUUUCAAAGAGCCCCGUCCACUGUAGUCAAUGGUUUCUUCCACAUUACUGCCACUGUCACCGUAGAACAAUGGACCUGCUGUGCCAUCAGCCGGCUUUGCUUUGCUUUCUCUCAUGUCACUCGGUGAGUUCAGCCCUGCUUGAUCACAUAUACAUUGAGACCUCGUGGAUCAAACCUCUGGGCCUGCCAGUCAAAGUCUCAGUCACACAAUGAGUGCAUCACUUGUGACUGACAUUAAAUAUUUAUCGCAGAUGGACUUUUGCAUGGGAGAUAUGAUGUAUGUCACAACAUAUUACGUCAACCUGAGCAAUUUUCUCAGUCUUUAUGGGUCUGCGUUUGCCAGAGGAUUACAAGUCUUCAGAACAGUAGGCUUCAUUUUUAUAAUUGUUUCAUGCUUCCUCUCAUUUUGAAUAGACAACCAAGGCACUCAUAAUUAAGCAUCUACUGUUAAUUUUUUACAUGUUGUCCAGUCUUUUCCCAAGCUUUGGACUACAGUUUGAAUAUGCACAUUUCUGCUCGUUCCCUAAUAUUGGGGCUUUCAUCACCCAAAUGUUUCCCAUCAAUCCAGUUGUCAUUUUCCUCAGAACCGAUGUUGAGUAAAAGCAAGCACCUUGUGAAGAAGAUGCUCAAUGGCAGCACUCUUGUGUGUUUGCCUCCCACAGAAGGCUGAGUGGUACAUGGCAGCCAUCAGGCUUGCCAGUUUUCAUGAUUCAACACAGAUGAUUUUGGCAGGCUGGGAGCUGGGGCAUGACAGCUUGAUGUGACGUGCUUGGGCUGUGGAAAAAGACUCUCUCAUCCAGGCCACCCAGGAGGAAUGAACUCACUUAGUGAAAAGGCUCACCCCCUUCUAACAAGAGUAAACAUGAGGAUGUUUUUGCUGUACAUCAAAAUACCCGGCAUAUAUUACAAGUAUGUGCUCUUGCUCUUCACAUGCAUACAUUAUAGGACAUUUUGUAAAAUUAUAUUGAACAGGUCAGAUAUAUUUAACCAAUGUUUUGUAAUGCAGGACAUAAAUCUACCUUCACAAAAUAGAUCAUAAUCAAUUCUUUAUAUUUGGAUUUCAUGUAUUUUAUUUUUAUCUUGCAUAUAAUUUGUUUAGUGCAAUAAAUAAAAGGAAGAACAAUACACCAGUGAAAUAAUCCAGGUGAAACAUUGCUUA
This is a messenger RNA of Anguilla anguilla (European eel), 6179 nucleotides long. Its product is annotated as neuronal acetylcholine receptor subunit alpha-7. NCBI's taxonomy places the organism in Eukaryota, Metazoa, Chordata, Actinopteri, Anguilliformes, Anguillidae. Gene Ontology annotation, molecular function: acetylcholine-gated monoatomic cation-selective channel activity; transmembrane signaling receptor activity. Gene Ontology annotation, cellular component: postsynaptic membrane; synapse; neuron projection. The transcript is spliced from 12 exons. Bases 247 to 1767 code for a protein of 506 amino acids. Gene Ontology annotation, biological process: signal transduction; nervous system process; chemical synaptic transmission. The record is from RefSeq and is a predicted model, not a curated record.